This is a messenger RNA of Dermacentor andersoni, 396 nucleotides long. RefSeq names its product MICOS complex subunit Mic10-like. The record is from RefSeq and is a predicted model, not a curated record. NCBI's taxonomy places the organism in Eukaryota, Metazoa, Arthropoda, Arachnida, Ixodida, Ixodidae. Gene Ontology annotation, cellular component: MICOS complex; mitochondrial inner membrane; mitochondrion.
UCGGGGACAUCACCCUGCGCCCCGCAAAAACAUGGCGACAAGGUCGGAGGACGUUCUCGGCGAAAAGUGGGAUAAAUGUGUCGCGGACACGUUAAUUAAAGUUGGUGCCGGCUUUGGUGUUGGGGCCCUAUUUUCUCUAGUGCUGUUCAAAAGGCGUGCCUGGCCUGUCAUAUUCGGCAUCGGUAGUGGAUUUGGGAUGGGCUACAACAACUGCCAGCACACAUUCAACGAGCCUACGUUGCUGCGCGCCUAUACGCUAAAGGCAAAACAAAAGGAGUCAGCACCAGCAGCCAUCGCACAAAAGUGAUUCCUUUCUGCCAGCUGUACUUAUGUAGCUACACAUGGGCUACUAAAUUCUAGUUGUAUGUUUCAAUAUUAAACACUUUGGCUAAUUGA